Messenger RNA from Monoraphidium neglectum, 1360 nucleotides. RefSeq lists its product as hypothetical. The transcript has a single exon. The record is from RefSeq and is a predicted model, not a curated record. NCBI's taxonomy places the organism in Eukaryota, Viridiplantae, Chlorophyta, Chlorophyceae, Sphaeropleales, Selenastraceae. The annotation marks the transcript as partial.
GUGGCAGAGCACGCGUGUGCUGCACUCGCUCAGGAGCUGCAGGGUUGGCAGCCCUUUGCAUCCGCGGCCGACGACGAGCGAUGCCUGCUGCAGCUGCUCCUGAUCGCGCGGCUCGCGACGCAGCUCGGCGCGCCGCAGGCGGCCGCCGCGGCGCACCAGCAUCGGCGACCGGGGCAGCAGGCGAGGGCGGACGUGUCGGCGCCGGCGCCAGCGCCGGCGCCGCAGCAGCAGUCGCAGCUGGGCUGGCGGUGGGCGGCGCUCGCGGCCGUGCAUUCGGUGCUGGCGGCGGCGCUGCCUUCCGUCCUGCGGGCUGAAGACAGCCGUCCCGCACGCUCCUGCACAGAAAAGGCGCCCGCAAAGCCGCCGCCGUCGGGCGGCUGGGCGGGCUUUCAGGCGCCCCUCCGGCCGCCGGCCCUCCGGCGCGCGCAGCCCCCUUCCGGCGUCGCCGCCGCCGCCGCGCCGACGGGCGAGGCUGCGGAGCGCGGUGGGGGCGGCGCGCUCGUCCCGGCCGCCGCGGUCACGGCAAACUGGGGCCGCCUGGCGGCGCGGGCGGACGUAGACAUUGCAUCAGCCGCCGUGCGCGCGGCGGCGGCGCUCGCUGCGCAGGACGGCCUGGCGCGGGCGUGCGGCUGGGGGCCGCUGUCGGCCGCUGACCUGGCCGAUCCCUUCGCGCUGCAGCGACCCGCGCCCGCCGCACCCGCGGCGGCGGCCGGUGGCUCGCGCGCGGCGGCCGAUGGUGGUGUCUUUGGUGGCGCAGGCGGCCUGGAAGGCUGGGCGUCUCAGCCUGGCGAGCAGCAGCAGCAGCAGCAGCAGCAGCAGCAGCAGCAGUCUGGGGACGUUGGGAGCGCCGCCUCCUGGGCGGCCCUGCUUUGCAGCGCCCUGGCGUCCGAGCCGCUCCGCCGCCAGGCCAGGCGCCCCGCGCGGCAGCUGCUCCUCAGCUGCUGCGGCGGCAGCAGGGACCUCCUCCGCGACGGGCGCGCGGCGCGGGCGCUCGCCGUCGCGUGGGCGCGCUGCGCGCGGCGGCUCGGCGGCGGCGGGGGCGGCGGGGAGGCGCGCGGGUGGCUGCGCGACUGCCAGCUGGCGUCUGAGCUCGCCGCGCUGCUGCGGCUUGCGGAGGCGCGCCCCCGCUGCUGGGCCACGCUCUGCGCGCGCGACGCGGCCGCGCUGCCCGCGUUGCUGCGCGCCUGCCUGUCCCAGCGCGGCCCGACGCCUGUCGUGCACGCGGCCGUGCGGCUGAUGCUGCUCGCUUUGGAGGCUCCUUCCCCGGCGAGCGCCGCAGAUGGCAGCGGCCCGCACGCGCCCAUCAGCGCCGCGCAAAGCGGCCGCCUGCGACAGGGCGCGGCAGACAAAGGCGGUGCUG